CCCAGGCUGUCCCUGAUGUCCCCACGCUGUCCCUGUCCCCAGGACCUGCUCCAGAAGUACUCCUACAUCCGCAAGACGCGGCCGGACGGGAAUUGCUUCUACCGCGCCUUCGGCUUCGCGCACCUGGAGGCGCUGCUGGAGGACGGCCAGGAGCUGCAGCGGUUCAAGGAGGUGUCGGCGCGCAGCAAGGAGGAGCUGGUGGCCCAGGGCUUCACCGAGUUCACCAUCGAGGACUUCCACAACACGCUGAUGGAGCUGAUCGAGCGCGUGGAGCGCCGGGUGCCGCUGCCGGAGCUGCUGGCCGCCUUUAACGAGCCGGCCACCUCGGAUUACCUGGUGGUUUACCUGCGCCUGCUCACCUCGGGCUGCCUGCAGCGCCACCGGCGCUUCUUCGAGCAGUUCCUGGAGGGCGGCCGCAGCAUCAAGGAGUUCUGCCAGCAGGAGGUGGAGCCCAUGUCCAAGGAGAGUGACCACAUCCACAUCAUCGCGCUGGCGCGGGCGCUGCACGUUUCCAUCCUGGUGGAGUACAUGGACCGGGGCGAGGGCGGCGCCACCAACCCGCACGUGUUCCCCGAGGGCUCCCAGCCCCGCGUCUGCCUCCUCUACCGCCCCGGCCACUACGACAUCCUCUACAAGUGACCCCCGCCCCCAGACC
Molecule: messenger RNA, 655 nt
Organism: Serinus canaria (Common canary)
Lineage: Eukaryota; Metazoa; Chordata; Aves; Passeriformes; Fringillidae
Gene: OTUB1
Product: OTU deubiquitinase, ubiquitin aldehyde binding 1
Exons: 5
Coding region: 16-639 (207 amino acids)
Biological process (GO): protein K48-linked deubiquitination; negative regulation of double-strand break repair
Cellular component (GO): nucleus
Molecular function (GO): ubiquitin binding; cysteine-type deubiquitinase activity
Source: RefSeq, a predicted model, not a curated record